AUGUCUCUAUCAGACCUCGAACAUGCAGCCACGGUUCCUAGUAAAUGGGCGUCUCUCUCAUCGAAACCGCGUAAAAGCGAGGAACCCCUAUCCAGCGCCACCACUCGCCGUCUCCACUGCCCACGGAGCUUAACAUACGAUAUCGAUGAAGAACUCGGUGAAUUUACCAGCUUCUGUUUGGUCCCUGGGGGUAGAUAUCUUGUAACGUUCGCUCGGAAUUGGGUGGCAGUUUGGGAUUUGGGAUUGAAGCCCGGACCUGACACAAUCACGGAUUUCCAGCCCCUUGGGGUGUCGGCGGUACAUUUCACGGGGAUGUUCCUCGUUCACCCCACAAUCGAUGGAAAGGGACUUCAUAUUUUUGUCUCUGCCGCUGAGCAAACGAUGUUUAAGCAGGAUUGCUAUGAAUCCUCUGUUCUUCUGAUAUACGAGAUAUAUCCUCAAAACGUCAACCCGAAAUUGGAACUCAUUGCCCGCCUGAAUCAUGUUAACACCGACGAAAUCAAUUUUUUUUCGCUUUCUAGAAAUCGCCUCAUAUUCAUGGAAGGGUCCAUUCUGAAAAUUUGGCAUUACACAAAAAACUCUUGGGCACAUUGGACGGUUGAGAAAGAUUAUUACCAGAUUAUCGUUGGUGAAUCAACAGUAACUCUGCUGUCCCCGACUGGGGUCUCUGUGUGGCCUAUUCCUGCUCUCUCCUCGUCAUCUCCACCGUUCUUAAACCAACCGCCUCAGGCGAUAUCCCCCCUUGUCACCCUUCCCUAUCCAAACCCACGUCCCUCAAACACCGACUGGUGCGAGGGACCCUGCGACUGGUAUUCGGGAACCACUCAACCUUUUCUCUACGAUCUUGUAAACUGGGAUAGUGAUUCUGAAACCAUAACAAUGCGCCGAUACGAGGUCUCAUUGGCGCAGGACCUCAAAUCCUCCGAGCUGAUCGAACGACAGGCGUUCACUUUCCAUGGCCCAGACGAGCCUGAUAUUCUGUUCCAACCUUCGGCGUUUAACGAUAAUUCCCUCGUCACGAUCUUUUUUGACUUCACGUGCGAUUCUAUCAAGCUGCAUACUGGUUCUUUCUCUGGUCCGUCUUCUCCUAACAAAGACGGUAAAUUGCCCGACCCGGAGGCAUCCGAGACUAUUACCCUCGUCAAGGGGGAGCAUAUCACAAAGGGCUAUGCGAUGGCGUUCUGUCCAAUUUCUGCACGUUUUUUAUACCUGGACAGCGAGAAGAAUAUCUGCAUUAUCGAUUACAUUUCUCAGCCUGCGUCGGAGGUCUCUUGGCUUGAUAUUCAAAGAGGCAGCCGCGACUAUCUUGUCGAUGAUGCGGUUCUGGAACUUGUUGAGACUUGUUGA
Psilocybe cubensis is the source of this 1347-nucleotide messenger RNA. RefSeq lists its product as uncharacterized. The record is from RefSeq and is a predicted model, not a curated record. NCBI's taxonomy places the organism in Eukaryota, Fungi, Basidiomycota, Agaricomycetes, Agaricales, Agrocybaceae. Bases 1 to 1347 code for a protein of 448 amino acids. The transcript has 4 exons.